GAGAAAACCGUAGUGAAAACUUUUCCCAACCAGAAGCCGUGGAUGAAUAAAACCGUCCGCGACGCUCUGAACUCUCGCACCGCUGCCUACAGCGCGGGGCUCAUCAGCGGUAACAUGGAGGAAUAUAAAGCUGCGUCUUACGGAGUACGGCGAGCGGUGAAAGAGGCGAAGCGGCGCUACGGGGAGAAAAUAGAGACACAGUUCCAGCAGAGUGACUCUAGAACCCUGUGGCAGGGACUACGGACCAUCACGGACUACAGAAGCCCACCCUCCAGACUGGUGAGUGCGGACGCGUCUCUGGCAACCGAGCUGAACACUUUCUACGCUCGCUUCGAGGCUGCAGCCGGCAACGCUAACAGCGCUAAUGAUGCUAUCAGCGCUACCGGUGUGACCAGCAUGCAGACGGAGCUCGUCGGGACGCAGAGACCCCUCAUCAUCAGGGAGAGUGAUGUACGGAGAGCUUUCAGGAGAGUGAACACCAGGAGAGCAGCAGGACCGGACGGGAUCGCCGGCCGAGUCAUCAAAGCCUGCGCGGACCAGCUAGCACCGGUGUUCACGGUGAUCUUCAACCUGUCCCUGACCCAGUGCAUCGUACCAGCGUGCUUCAAACAGUCCGUCAUCGUUCCAGUCCCGAAGAAGAACCAGCCAGCCUGCCUCAAUGACUUUCGCCCAGUGGCCCUGACAUCAGUUGUGAUGAAGUGCUUCGAGAGGAUCAUCAGAGACUUCAUCACUUCAUCACUUCCGGACUCUAUGGACCCUUUACAGUUUGCAUACCGCCACAACCGUUCCACAGAUGAUGCCAUCACCUACCUCCUUCACACCACAUUAACACACCUGGACGCUGGGAGGAGUAAUUAUGUUAAAAUGCUGUUUGUUGACUACAGCUCAGCAUUUAACACGAUUAUCCCCUCUACACUAACCAUCAAGUUGGAGAACCUGGGACUUCAUCCAUCCUUGUGUCACUGGAUCUCUAACUUUUUGACGGACAGAACACAAGCUGUGCGGUCUGGGAGGCGUUUUCGUGCUCUAAAAGCCAAAACGGAGAGGAUGAGAAGAAGCUUUUUCCCACAAGCUAUUCGUGUCCUCAACGAAAACAGCAUUUAGGACCAUUUACACAAUGUGCACAAUCUAAUUUAUAUGUGUAUGUAUGUGUAUAUAUGUGGACAUAUGUAUGUGUAUAUAAGUAUAUGCGUGUAUACUGUUUUAUGUGUAUAUGUAUGUAUAUGUAUAGAUUAGUAUUGUGUAUUUAUUAUUUAUCACAUCUGUAUAGCAUUAUGUAGCAUCAUGUUGCACAGUUUCUGCACUACUUGUCACUUUACACACUUGUUCACUUUAAACUGCCCCUUGUAAUUAUAUUGUAAUUCUUCUGAUGUUCACUUUACUUUAAAUUGCUCUUUUUAAUUAUAUUGUUAAUUUUUCUAAUGUCCUAAACUCUUACUUUUAAAAACUUUUUAUAUUUUGUUGUAUAAUAUAUUUUUUAACUAUUUUGUAGUUUUGUAAUUACUGUGGCGGAGCAGUCACUAAAGCAUUUCACUGCCAGUUGUACUGUGUAUGACCAUGUAUGUGACAAAUAAACCUUGAUUUGAUUUGAA
Trichomycterus rosablanca is the source of this 1592-nucleotide messenger RNA. RefSeq lists its product as uncharacterized. The record is from RefSeq and is a predicted model, not a curated record. The transcript is spliced from 2 exons. The coding region runs from base 43 to 1104 and encodes 353 amino acids. NCBI's taxonomy places the organism in Eukaryota, Metazoa, Chordata, Actinopteri, Siluriformes, Trichomycteridae.